UGAAGGUAAUAUGUCUCUCUAAUAUGGUCAUACAUUGGGCAGGAGGUUAGGAAGUGCAGCUCAGUUUCCACCUCAUUUUGUAGGCAGUGUUCAUGUAGCCUGACUUCUCGAGAGCCAGGUCUGUCUACGGCGGAAUUUCUCAAUAGCAAGGCUAUGCUCACUGAGUCUGUACAUAGUCACAGCUUUCCUUAAGUUUGGGUCAGUCACAGUGGUCAGGUAUUCUGCCACUGUGUACUCUCUGUUCAGGGCCAAAUAGCAUUCUAGUUUGCUCUGUUUUUUUGUUAAUAAUUUCCAAUGUGUCAAGUAAUAAUUUCUUUGUUGCCUCAUGAUUUGCUUGGGUCUAAUUGUGUUGCUGUCCUGGGGCUCUGUGGGGUCUGUUUGUGAACAGAGCCCCAGGACCUGCUUGCUGAAGGGUCUCUUCUCCCUCUCUCUCUCUUUAGGUCAUAUCAGCGCCCACACUUCAAAGGUAGCUCUGCUCAGGAAGCUGCCAGAAAACUGGAAACCCAACGCUUCCUGUGACUUCAAACCAGCCAAGUCCCUCAACAUACUGCAUCAUCUGCUGAAGAAGAUCACUGGGUUAUCUGCGGGCCACUAUCUGAUUGGUCAUAAGGCAGGGGAGCCCUUCGUAACCAUCUUCAAGGCAACGGAGGGGCGGAGGAUUGUCAGAGAGGCCUAUAACCUGCACCAGACCCAUAGCAGCGUGCCUCCUCCCUCUGCCCUCGGCCCUGUACCCUGGGUACCGCUGGACCCCACGCUGGUCCUACCCUUUCACCAGAAACACAGCCGGCCACCCUGUACCUUCCCCCCUCCAGACCUGCAACAACACAAGGCAAGGAAGGGCGGGGCUGGAGAACCAGGGACGCCGGGACCAAGUAAGGGGAAGGUAGGGCCAGCUAACCCCGCCUCAAGCCGGGGAGCGAAGAAGAAGAAGAAUAAAGGGAAGAGAACACAGAGGCGAGACAAGUGGAUGAAGAGGCAGAUCCAACGCUCUAUCCAGCAGAACAGCCCUUAGGACCACCUACAGAACCAUCUAUAAAUCAAAUGUUAUUGGUCGCAUACACAUGUUUAGUAGAUGUUAUUGCGGGUGUAGCAAAAUGCUUGUGUUUCUAGCUACAACAGUGCAGUAAUAUUUAACAAAUAAUAUUGAACAAUUUCACAAGUGUUAGAUAUGCAUGUAUAGAACCAUUAUAGCAUGGCACUUGCAAUGCCA
Messenger RNA from Oncorhynchus gorbuscha (pink salmon), 1210 nucleotides. RefSeq names its product little elongation complex subunit 2-like. The record is from RefSeq and is a predicted model, not a curated record. The transcript is spliced from 4 exons. The coding region runs from base 326 to 1012 and encodes 228 amino acids. Lineage: Eukaryota; Metazoa; Chordata; Actinopteri; Salmoniformes; Salmonidae. Gene Ontology annotation, biological process: snRNA transcription by RNA polymerase III; snRNA transcription by RNA polymerase II; positive regulation of transcription by RNA polymerase III. Gene Ontology annotation, cellular component: transcription elongation factor complex.